CUCUCUCUCGUUUCUCUUUUUCUCUAUCUGUCCCUCUCUCUAUCUCUCUCUCUCUUUCUGUCUCUGUCUAUCUGUCUCUUGGUGGUGCGCUGAGCCAUCCGCGUCUGCAUGUGCAUGUAUGCGUGUGUGUACUGAGGGAUAAUGAAAUGCAAGCAUCGAGCAGCGUCCGGGGAGCUUCUCCCAGCCUGAGGAUGUGAGAGAAUCGGAGGCUGAACGAGGGAUCUUCUCCAAACUGCAGGCCAAGCCUUCUGUACGGGCCUGCCUCCUUUCCUUUUCUCUUUCUCCUCCCCUCUCUCUACCUUUCUCUCUUUCUCCAUUCAAUUUUCCGAUAGACAUCUCUUGCUUUUUUUGCUCCUCAUCCUUCCUCUUGUGAGCAAGGGGAUCGUCAUCCCCCUCAUCAACCUUUUUUUUUCUUUUCGUGGUGGUGGUGGUGUUAGUGGCUCCCUCCUCCUCCCCCACCUCUCCACCUCCUCCCCUCUCUGCCUUUUUUUUUUCCUUCUGUUCUUGAAGAGGAUCUCUCUGGAAUAGCAAACCUCCAUGUAUGACAAUUUGUACCUGCAUGGAUUUGAAGACUCGGAGGCGGGCUCAGCUGAUUCCUACACUAGCAGGCCAUCCGAUUCGGAUGUGUCAUUGGAGGAGGAGAGGCAAGAUGUGGGGAGCCAGGGCCGGCAAGAACGAGAGCAGCAGGCUGCUGUUCAGCUGGAGAGGGCAAAGGCCAAAGCGGUGGCCUUCGCCGUGAAGACUAAUGUCAGCUACUGUGGAGCGCUGGAUGAAGAUGUGCCCGUGCCAGGAACAGCCAUUUCAUUUGAUGCUAAGGACUUUCUGCAUAUCAAAGAGAAGUUUAAUAAUGACUGGUGGAUCGGGCGACUGGUGAAAGAGGGCUGUGAGAUCGGCUUCAUCCCCAGCCCUCUGAAGCUGGAAAACAUCCGCGCCCAACUGGAACAGAAGAAGAGCCGUGUUCAAGGUAAGUCCAGCGGAAGCUCAUCCUCCAGCUUGGGGGAUGUGAUGUCAUCAGGCAAGCAGAAACAAAAAGUGACUGAGCAUGUGCCUCCCUAUGAUGUCGUGCCCUCCAUGAGGCCUGUGGUUCUGGUUGGUCCAUCACUAAAAGGAUAUGAGGUGACUGAUAUGAUGCAGAAGGCUCUCUUUGACUUCCUGAAGCACAGGUUUGAUGGCAGGAUAUCCAUUACCCGUGUAACUGCUGACAUCUCCUUGGCUAAGAGAUCUGUGCUGAACAACCCGAGUAAGAGAGCCAUCAUCGAGCGAUCCAACACCAGAUCGAGUCUAGCUGAAGUGCAGAGUGAGAUUGAGCGUAUCUUCGAGUUGGCGCGCUCCCUGCAGCUGGUAGUUCUGGACGCAGACACCAUCAACCACCCGGCUCAGCUGAUGAAGACGUCACUAGCUCCCAUUAUAGUUCACGUCAAAGUGUCUUCACCGAAGGUUCUCCAAAGACUGAUUAAAUCCAGAGGAAAAUCUCAGAGUAAACAUCUCAAUGUGCAGCUGGUAGCAGCUGAUAAACUGGCACAGUGUCCACCAGAGAUGUUUGACAUCAUUUUGGAUGAGAAUCAGUUGGAGGAUGCAUGCGAGCACUUGGCCGAGUAUCUGGAGGCGUACUGGAAGGCCACACACACCUCCAGCAGCACUCCACUUAACCCACUGCUGGGGCGGAACCUUGGCCCCUCUGCCCUCGCCCCAUACCCCUCAACUAUUUCUGGUCUACAGAACCAGCAGGGCCAAAGAACGCGGCACUCCAACCACACAGGAGACCACUCCACAGCCAACGAGCGGCGCAACCUGAUGACCCCUGAUGAAAACUACCACAACGAACGCCCUCACAAGGGCCGGGGCAACCGCAGCUCAUCAACACAGCAGGGUCGAGAGCACCACCACUACAUGGACGAGCAGCAGGACCCUUACCAGGACAGCUAUAAACCGCACCGCAACCGUAGCUCACCGGGGAGCUACAGCCAGGACUCCCACCAUCGGCUCUGAGCGUCCCUUGCACUUGAGUCCAUUUUCCUUUAAUGUUGCGUUUCUUUGGUAUGCAUUGAGUUUUUUGGUGGACAUCAUAAGCUCCUACUAAAGCCCAGUCACCUGACCUGCAUCUCCAUCUGCACGAAUGACAUGCUGAGAUUAAUGUGGAUCGUCCAGACUUCCAGCACUUCGCCAUUCAUGCGUUCUCUUCUUUCUUUCUUUCUUUCUUUGUACGUGUGUUCUGUUGCUGUUACUAAAGGCGAGAUUUUCCCAGCCAAAAAAAGAAAAAAAAAAUUAAGAUGUUCAAAAAUAAAUAUAUCAAGUGAUAGCCCUGACAGUGACCGGAGAGUAAACAAAAAGCCCACAGAACAGAUCCACACUGUGUGCUUAAUGCAUGCUUUCUUCGGUGCUGUGACACACAGGCUCCUCAGACGGUACAGUCAGGCAUAAUAUUGAUGAUAUACCAACCCACUGCCAGUGAUAUUUUGUUAUAUUUACAGAGUAUGAAUAGCGGUCUGCGAGACCAGGAUCUUAGAGUCUUCCACGGCCUCUGGAUCUAGUUGUGGCGAAAGGGGAUUUUUUUAUACAGUUGAAUAAAAGAUAAGAUACUUUUUGCGCCUUGAACACUAUUUCGUUUAGUAUGAGAGAGUAACUUCUGUGAAAGUGCUGCCUCGUAGCUUCCAAGGUCUCAAUGGCCCUCUCAGCAUAGACCACUGUUUGCUACAUAGAUAGAUAAAUAGAUAGUUAGCCGCUUAACCAAGAGAUGCACACCAUAUUUGCUGGUAAACAGUAGUGUUGCUCUGAGCUAGGUUAUAAGACAUAUAGGUAACAUUGCUCUUUAGAUUUCAACCUUUUUUUUUUUAGAUAGUAAGCAUGAGCAGAUCCCAGAAUACAGUACAUUUGCAGGACAUGUCUUCAUUAUAGGUGCUGAGUUAGAAAAGAAAAGUUGGUACUCCCUCACUGUCGUGUGGGUACCACUUCGGUCUCGGCGACUGAAGUUGUGGUUGAUAUGCUUCAACAAAUUCUCAGGCUCUUCAAGAUCAUAAUGUGCACUGAUCUUUUGAAGACAAACCGGAUUUACAAUUUGGAUAUUAUUAGCUAAAGUUCUCUCUUUUACUUGAACGCGCCAUAAUGAAAAUGCCAAUCUAAACCAUGGAUUAUAAGCAUGCAUGUCAAGGAACUUGAACGUUCGAGAGCCUGGAUUUUCUCUCAUUGAUUUAUGCUAGUUUGUGCAUUAAAAAAAAAAAAGAUAUUUUAAAAUAAUAAGAAAAAAAAACAUUGCAACCGCAAGACCUAAUCAAACACGUACAUUCUGUAUGCAGUUGUCUAUGAGCAUGCUUCUCUGUUAAUACUAUAAUUGAGGAUGAAUGAAACAAGUGGAUCGAGAUUCAAAUGCCCAUAACUCAUCAUAACUGCACUGAAGAUUCAUCUCUGAGUUUGCUGCUUGAGACAAUCACACAGACCUCCUCUUUUCAUCUGGAAACUUCUUCAUCUCUUCCCAGCUCCAUUCUGAGCUCUAACUCAAGAAAAGCAAAAAAAAAAAAAAAAAGAUCCAUAUUUUUGCUUUUUGUUUUUCCUUUUAUCUUUCUAUUUUGUGAAAUUAAUGAGGGAAAUGCAAACUGCAUGCACAAAACAUGAUUUUAAUUUAUAAAAACAGAUUUAAAAGAAAAAAAUGUUUUAUGGAAAUAAUAGUGUAAAAGAUGACUCUAGCAGUAUUUAAGUUUUCUUUUACAAAAAAAAAAGAUUAAAGCGGAAGAAAAAAAAAUA
This is a messenger RNA of Clarias gariepinus (North African catfish), 3738 nucleotides long. It is a transcript of the gene cacnb4b, whose product is annotated as calcium channel, voltage-dependent, beta 4b subunit. NCBI's taxonomy places the organism in Eukaryota, Metazoa, Chordata, Actinopteri, Siluriformes, Clariidae. The coding region runs from base 538 to 1989 and encodes 483 amino acids. Gene Ontology annotation, molecular function: protein binding; high voltage-gated calcium channel activity. The record is from RefSeq and is a predicted model, not a curated record. The transcript has 13 exons. Gene Ontology annotation, biological process: chemical synaptic transmission; neuromuscular junction development; regulation of voltage-gated calcium channel activity. Gene Ontology annotation, cellular component: voltage-gated calcium channel complex.